GCCCUCCAUCCCAACUCAAGCCAGCGUCAAGCAAAAGCGAACAACAUCCUACCUACAAUCCGAUACAGAUUAAUUUCAACGCGAGCUACAAACCAAAGCAAGCAACACCGACAAUGUCGAUCGUGAGGAGGAGCAACGUGCUGGACCCCUUCGCCGACCUCUGGGCCGACCCCUUGGACACCUUCCGCUCCAUCUUCCCGGCGAUCUCAGGCGGGAACAGCGAGACAGCUGCGUUCGCGAACGCCCGGAUGGACUGGAAGGAGACGCCUGAGGCACAUGUCUUCAAGGCUGAUCUUCCUGGCGUGAAGAAAGAGGAGGUCAAGGUGGAGGUGGAGGACGGCAACGUGCUCAUCGUCAGCGGCGAGCGCACCAAAGAGAAGGAGGACAAGAACGACAAGUGGCAUCGGGUGGAGCGCAGCAGCGGGAAGUUCGUGCGGCGCUUCCGCCUGCCAGAGGACGCCAAGGUUGAUGAAGUGAAGGCCGGACUGGAGAACGGUGUGCUCACCGUCACCGUGCCCAAAGCCGAGGUCAAGAAGCCCGAGGUGAAGGCCAUCGAGAUCUCCGGCUGAGU
Molecule: messenger RNA, 571 nt
Organism: Hordeum vulgare subsp. vulgare (domesticated barley)
Lineage: Eukaryota; Viridiplantae; Streptophyta; Magnoliopsida; Poales; Poaceae
Product: 16.9 kDa class I heat shock protein 1-like
Exons: 1
Coding region: 114-569 (151 amino acids)
Biological process (GO): response to heat; response to hydrogen peroxide; response to salt stress
Source: RefSeq, a predicted model, not a curated record